Molecule: messenger RNA, 2028 nt
Organism: Myxocyprinus asiaticus (Chinese sucker)
Lineage: Eukaryota; Metazoa; Chordata; Actinopteri; Cypriniformes; Catostomidae
Product: AP-4 complex subunit mu-1-like
Exons: 15
Coding region: 153-1481 (442 amino acids)
Biological process (GO): protein targeting; Golgi to lysosome transport
Cellular component (GO): cytoplasmic vesicle; clathrin adaptor complex; trans-Golgi network
Source: RefSeq, a predicted model, not a curated record
AAGAAGUGAAACCGGAUGUUUACAGUCAUGACAGCCGCAAUAACAAAAUGAAGAUACAUCUUAACGGGUUUAUUCUCUAAUAUUAGAGUUUUAAUUGCAGCAGGAAACGAUGCAAGUUGAUUUAUAAUAUAAAUCAGUGUGUGCUGAGGAAAAUGAUCAGUCAAAUUUUCAUCUUAUCAUCAAAGGGAGAUCAUCUCAUAUAUAAAGACUUCCGGGGAGAUGCCAGUAAAGACUCCAUCAAUGUCUUCUAUGAAAUGGUCACAGCUCUGAGUGGUGAUCAGCCUCCGGUUGUCAUGACACACAAAGACCUUCAUUUCAUACAUGUAAGGCAGGGUGGACUUUACUGGGUGGCGUCCACCAAGACAAACCCAUCUCCCUUCACCAUAAUUGAGUUCCUUAACAGAUUAGCAGCUCUUACGAAGGACUACUGUGGCAGUUUGUCAGAGAAAUCUGUGCGAGUGAAUUUUGCCCUUAUAUACGAGCUGCUAGAUGAGAUGGUGGACUAUGGCUACAUACAGACAACCUCAACUGACAUACUGAAAAAUUUCAUUCAAACAGAGGCUGUAACAUCCAAACCCUUCAGUCUGUUUGACCUCAGUAAUGUUGGUCUUUUUGGAGCAGAGACACAACAGAGUAAAGUGGCUCCUAGUGCUGCAGCGAGUCGUCCUAUCAUGUCCAGUCGAGGAGAGCAAGGUGGAAAAAAUGAGAUCUUUGUGGAUGUGAUUGAGAGGCUGUCUGUGGUUAUUGGCUCCAAUGGAGUUAUAAUGAAAUCAGAUAUUCAGGGAGAGAUCACAAUAAAAUGCUUUCUCCCGAUCUGUUCCGAGAUGCGGAUUGGCUUGAAUGAGGAGCUCACUAUAGGAAAGUCCCAGCUAAAAGGUUACAGUUCAGCUGUGCGUGUAGAUGAAUGCAGAUUCCACCAGGCUGUUAAACUGGAUGAGUUCGAUAAUUUCAGAAUAUUAAAAGUUUGUCCCAGCCAAGGAGAGCAAACAGUGAUGCAGUAUCAGCUUUGUGAUGAGUUGCCUUGUGCACCACCCUUUCAGUUAUUCCCCUCUGUAGAGAAAGAUUAUGUGAACAGGGUGUUGAUCUUCCUUAAACUUCGAUGUGAUCUUCCACCUAAAAGUGCUGCCCUGAAUGUUUCCAUCACCGUGCCUGUGCCAAAAGGCUCCAUAAGUAUGUCUCAGGAGCUCAGUAGUCCUGACCAGACCGCUGAGCUGCAACCUAAGAACAAAGCCCUGCACUGGGAGAUCCCACGCUUCCCAGGGGGAGCGCAGCUCUCAGGACUGUUCAAGGUUGAUGUUCCAGGUCUAAGCUCCGCCUCUUUGCUGGAGGUUGGUCCUGUCAGUAUGUCCUUCGAACUGCCCAAACAAACAUGCACUGGCCUUCAGAUCCGCUUCCUCAGGCUCUCUCCAACCCAGACAGGACUGUCACAACGUUGGGUUCGAUAUGUCACUCAUUCUGAUUCCUACACCAUUCGGAUCUGACCUUAACAGAUGGGUCGAACAUGAAGAAACCGCUUUUUGCCACUCACCCAUCCUAAGAGGGAUUGUUUUAAGUGUUGAAAUGAAAUACAAACUAAUUGUCAGUUUUUGUUCCUUUCUUUUUGUGUUUUCAAUGUGAGAGAGGCUAAAAUAUGUUAGUCUAGUAUAAUUGUCAAAAGUGUUUACCAAAAAAAAAAAAAAAUCAUUUCUCUGUGAGACAUUGAUCAUUCCUGCCUUCAUGUGGCGAUUAAAUCUUAAAAACUGACUUCCAUUAAUUUAUGCUCAGACGCAUUUGCAUGGGAAGGGGGAAAAACAGCAAUUAUUAAUAGUUUGAAUAACUGUUAAUUUCAUAUUCAUAUUUUUAUUUAAGUCAGCCAGGCAUUGACAUUAAGUAUUUUCUUUUCUCCACAUUUUUCUACUUAUUAGGAGCCACUAGAUAUAUAUACAGGUGCAUCUCAAUAAAUUAGAAUGUCAUGGAAAAGUUCAUUUAUUUCAGUAAUUCAACUCAAAUUGUGAAACUCGUGUAUUAAAUAAAUUCAAUGCACACAGA